Molecule: messenger RNA, 1397 nt
Organism: Dipodomys ordii (Ord's kangaroo rat)
Lineage: Eukaryota; Metazoa; Chordata; Mammalia; Rodentia; Heteromyidae
Gene: Olfm2
Product: olfactomedin 2
Exons: 5
Coding region: 140-1300 (386 amino acids)
Biological process (GO): signal transduction
Source: RefSeq, a predicted model, not a curated record
UCUUUUCCAGAGCCCCGAAGAGGGCUGGCAGCUGUAUACCUCGGCCCAGGCCCCUGACGGGAAAUGCAUCUGCACCGCCGUCAUCCCCGCCCAGAACACCUGCUCCCGAGACGGCCGCAGCCGGGAGCUGCGUCAGCUGAUGGAGAAGGUCCAGAAUGUCUCCCAGUCCAUGGAAGUCCUUGAACUGCGGACGUACCGGGACCUGCAGUAUGUGCGUGGCAUGGAGAGCCUCAUGCGCAGCCUGGACGCCAGGCUCCGGGCAGCCGACGGGUCUCUCUCAGCCAAAAGCUUCCAGGAGCUGAAGGACAGGAUGACAGAGCUGCAGCCCCUGAACCCUGUCCUGGAGCAAUACAAGGCGGACACGAGGACCAUCGUACGCCUGCGCGAGGAGGUGAGGAACCUGUCCAGCAGCCUGGCCGCCAUCCAGGAGGAGAUGGGUGCCUACGGUUAUGAGGACCUACAGCAGCGCGUGCUGGCUCUGGAGGCCCGGCUGCACGCCUGUGCCCAGAAGUUGGGCUGUGGGAAGCUAACGGGGGUCAGUAACCCUAUCACCAUCCGUGCCAUGGGGUCCCGCUUCGGUUCCUGGAUGACAGACACAAUGGCCCCCAGUUCUGACAACCGGGUAUGGUACAUGGACGGCUAUUACAAAGGCCGGCGCGUGCUGGAGUUCCGCACCCUGGGCGACUUCAUCAAAGGGCAGAACUUCAUCCAGCACCUGCUGCCGCAGCCGUGGGCGGGCACGGGCCACGUGGUGUACAACGGCUCGCUGUUCUACAACAAGUACCAGAGCAACGUGGUGGUGAAGUACCACUUCCGCUCGCGCUCGGUGCUGGUGCAGCGCAGCCUGCCCGGCGCCGGCUACAACAACACCUUCCCCUACUCGUGGGGCGGCUUCUCGGACCUGGACUUCAUGGUGGACGAGAGCGGGCUGUGGGCCGUGUACACCACCAACCAGAACGCGGGCAACAUCGUGGUGAGCCGGCUGGACCCGCACACCCUGGAGGUCGUGCGCUCCUGGGACACCGGCUACCCCAAGCGCAGCGCCGGCGAGGCCUUCAUGAUCUGCGGCGUCCUCUACGUCACCAACUCGCACCUGGCCGGGGCCAAGGUCUACUUCGCCUAUUUCACCAACACGUCCAGCUACGAGUACACGGACGUGCCCUUCCACAACCAGUACUCGCACAUCUCCAUGCUGGAUUACAACCCCCGCGAGCGCGCCCUGUACACCUGGAACAAUGGCCACCAGGUGCUGUACAACGUCACGCUCUUCCACGUCAUCAGCACCUCGGGGGACCCCUAGGUGCCCCCCCAGGGCUGCCGGGGGAGGGAGGGCCCUGCCCUGGCUACCUGUGUCCCCCCUGAAGCUCUGUUUCCGUCGUGCCCUCUUCCCCUGCCUU